AUGACCAUUUUUUCCUUUUCAAACUUAAUAAUUUCCUAAUUUUUUUUAUUAAUUUUCAUUGUUUUUUUAAGCUGCCAAAAGUGCAGACUUUUUACUCUUCUCUUACUACAAAUAUAUAUAUAUAUAGACAAUGGCCAGGAUUCCCUUGUCUAUGGACCUAUGGUUGUUGUUUCCUUCCUACUACUUUCUCUUUCUUUCUGAGCUUUAAACUUUUGUUCAGCUCUUCAUACGUAUAUUCCAAACCAUAGACUGUUUAUUAGCUUACUAGGGUUGUUGUUGCUGUUGUUGUUGUUUUUGUUUUUGGCUUUUUGGGUUCUCAUUGUUCAGUCAAAAUCUCAUACUAAACAACUAAUAUUGGUCAUUAUCAAAGGACUGGCCUCUCUUUCAGUCAUUUGGGUUUUAAAUUUUAUGCUCAGAAACUCGAAUUGUGAUGUGGGUUAUGGCGUUUCAGGCUUUCUUUUCGGUUGCUUAACGAGAAUUUGGGAAAGAAGUUACCAGGAUAAAUUAUUCUCUUAGUAGUAAUCAUGGGCACCAUGGCAACAUCUACUCUGCCCAUUCCUAGAGAAGCAUCGAAUUUCGAUGAGGUUUCUAUGCACCAAAGCUUGCUAUUUUCAGACAGUCUUCAGGAUUUGAAGAAUUUGAGAUCACAGUUAUACUCAGCUGCUGAGUAUUUUGAACUUUCUUAUUCAAAUGAUGACCAAAAACAGAUAGUGGUAGAAACUUUAAAAGAUUAUGCCAUUAAAGCACUAGUAAAUACAGUGGAUCAUUUGGGUUCAGUGAGUUAUAAGGUUAAUGAUCUGUUUGAUGAAAAGGUGGAUGAAGUUUCUGGAACAGAACUUCGAGUAUCCUGCAUUGAACAAAGGCUACGAACAUGCCAAGAGUAUAUCGAUCAUGAGGGUGUUACUCAACAAUCCCUGGUGAUAAACACUCCAAAGUACCACAAACGGUACAUUUUGCCAGUUGGUGAGACCAUGCACGGUGCCAAUCACGCCAAAUCAAAAUACCAAGGAUGCAGCCUAGAUGAUGAAGAUGACUGGCAUCAAUUUAGAAACGCUGUUCGAGCUACAAUUAGAGAAACACCAACAAGCACAGCCAGUAAAGGGCGCUCCCCGUCUCCUGCACUACAAACUUCUCAAAAACCAGCAGUUUUUUCUUUUACUUCUACCAUGCCUAAGAAAGAUUUAGAUAAGCGAACGGUUUCUCCUCACCGGUUUCCACUUCUACGUUCUGGAUCUCUUUCUACUAGUAGGUCUGUGACACCAAAUUCAAGCCGACCAAUUACUCCCAACUCAAGCCGGCCAACUACACCGAAUUCUUCGAAUGCAAGAAGACGGUACCCUUCGGAGCCUCGUAAAUCCGCUUCAAUGCGAUUACAUGCUGAUAAGGAAAAUGGCAAAGAUGUUGAACUAAAUCCCAGCAAAAGUAAACGCCUUCUCAAGGCAUUGCUUAGCCGGCGCAAGUCGAAGAAAGACGAGACAUUAUACACUUACUUAGAUGAAUACUGAGAAAAUAGUUUGGCAACAGAAAAUGAAAGCCAAAGCAAAGCAGGGAAUGACUGUAGAGCUUUACCCUUCCAUACACAUCUAGUCCUUUAUUUAUGAUGUAUCAUUUUAUAAUUAUUUUCAGUAAUAUGCUUUCAUUUGUUGAAUCUAUAUGUAUGUUUAGAAGAAGCAUAUUCAUAAUUGUAAGUCAAAAUCAAUCUUGAAUGAAUGCAAUUGUUAAUUUGUUA
Messenger RNA from Cannabis sativa, 1729 nucleotides. Its product is annotated as protein ABIL2. The record is from RefSeq and is a predicted model, not a curated record. The transcript has 10 exons. Lineage: Eukaryota; Viridiplantae; Streptophyta; Magnoliopsida; Rosales; Cannabaceae. Bases 525 to 1505 code for a protein of 326 amino acids.